AUGGCCGACGCUCAGGCUCCUCCUAAGGCAGAGUCUCCCGUUCCCCGGGAGAAGCUUGAGGCCCAGAUCAAGUCCGCCGACAUGACCGAGGACAUGCAGCAGGAGAGUAUCGAAGUUGCACAGGAGGCCAUGGCUAAGUACACCAUUGAGAAGGACAUCGCACAGUACAUCAAGCGAACCUUCGACGAUCGAAAGGGACCUACCUGGCAUUGUAUUGUUGGUCGUAACUUCGGUAGUUUCGUUACUCACGAGACCAAGCACUUCAUCUACUUCUACCUUGGCCACUGCGCAAUUUUACUGUUCAAAACGCAAUAG
Fusarium coffeatum is the source of this 315-nucleotide messenger RNA. RefSeq lists its product as uncharacterized. Bases 1 to 315 code for a protein of 104 amino acids. The transcript has 7 exons. Gene Ontology annotation, molecular function: dynein intermediate chain binding; dynein light intermediate chain binding. The record is from RefSeq and is a predicted model, not a curated record. Gene Ontology annotation, biological process: cilium assembly; microtubule-based process. NCBI's taxonomy places the organism in Eukaryota, Fungi, Ascomycota, Sordariomycetes, Hypocreales, Nectriaceae. Gene Ontology annotation, cellular component: cytoplasmic dynein complex.